Messenger RNA from Phacochoerus africanus (Common warthog), 4809 nucleotides. RefSeq names its product receptor interacting serine/threonine kinase 1 (gene RIPK1). The transcript is spliced from 12 exons. Gene Ontology annotation, biological process: signal transduction; protein phosphorylation. Gene Ontology annotation, molecular function: ATP binding; protein binding; JUN kinase kinase kinase activity. The record is from RefSeq and is a predicted model, not a curated record. Lineage: Eukaryota; Metazoa; Chordata; Mammalia; Artiodactyla; Suidae. The coding region runs from base 969 to 2963 and encodes 664 amino acids.
CCCAGGCCUUCCCGGAAGUCGGGCGGCGGUCCGUGCGGGGUGGGCGUGGCCGAGGCGCUCCCGGAAGUCGGGCGCGGGCCGGUUAACUGGCCGCAGCGCGGCGGCUCUCCCGCUGGCGGGUGGUUUCGGUCUGGCGGUCCGAGGGCGGAGCCCUGCCUCCCGUGUGAUGUUGGAACCAACCGACGCCGUUCCCGCUGUCGAGCUGGUGGGGGAGGUGGGGUUUUACGGCGGUGUCAUUGAGCGGCGGCAGCGCGUCACGCAGGCGCCGGGGCCCGGCCUCCUUACCGCCCUUCGGAAGGACCUUCGCCUGGGGCCUGGGGCCGCCGCGGCUCGCGGGACAGGAGCGUUUCCGCGUAGCCUCGGCCGGAGCGGGCAAGUGGGAGAGAAGGGUCCACAGCGGCGAAGGGGAAGGAUGUCGUAACCCCAGGAGGCCUCGUCCGUGGUCAGUGGCGUUUGCUUUUACCAAGCGCUCCACGAUCUCGUCGGAGUUUUUGAAGAGGGCGAGCUAAGUUCUUCUCCCCUGAGCCGUGGACAAAACCCCGCCAGAGGCGUGGUGGUUGGUUGUCUCUCGGCCUGUUGCUGAUCGUUUGGCUGCUCCUUGCUCAGAGCUCUUGUGUAUCUUGGACAAAGCCUGAAGCCUUUACACUCAACCAACUUUGCCGACGUCCUUCGGUCUUUAGACCACUGUUCUUACCCCAAGGUUUUACACUCGGAGAAAUCAAGGCAGGCGUGAACUUGGCCCUGUAGAGUGACUUCGUGCUUGAUCUGCGUUUUGUAACCAUCAGAGAAGAAGCAUGUGUUAGCGGAAGUUUGAGUGGAGAAAGGAAAGACUCUGCCAUGUUAGAGGCAUCAUUCAACUCCAAGAGUUACUGCCUUUACCGUUAGGCCGCAGUGUCCUAAGGGCGCAGCGCUGAGGGAGAAAGAAGUUGUGUGUUUGGGGCUUUCCGAGCGCUCGAAGGAAGGCAGACAUGUCUCUGGAUGACAUUAAGAUGAAAUCUGCUGACUUUCUGGAGAAGGAGGACCUGGAGAGCGGAGGCUUCGGAAAGGUGUCCUUGUGUUUUCACAAAUCCCACGGACUCGUGAUUCUGAAGAAGGUGUACACGGGCCCCAAGCGCAAUGAGUACAACGAGUCCCUGCUGGAGGAGGGCAGGAUGAUGCACAGGCUGCGACACAGCCGCGUGGUGAGGCUGCUGGGCGUCGUCAUGGAGGAGGGGGACUACUCGCUGGUGAUAGAGUACAUGGCGAAGGGCGACCUCAUGCGGGUGCUCAAGGCCCAGACCCCGGUCCCUCUGUCUGUGAAAGGGAGGAUCGUCAUGGAGACCAUCGAAGGCAUGCGCUACCUGCACGGCGAGGGCGUGAUUCACAAGGACCUCAAGCCCCAGAACAUCCUCGUUGACGACGACUUUCACAUUAAGAUCGCCGACCUCGGCGUGGCGUCCUUCAAGACGUGGAGCAAACUGACGAAGGAGGAGCAUAACGAGCAGCGGAAGGCGACCAGCACCGCCAAGAAAAACGGGGGCACCCUCCACUACAUGGCCCCCGAGCACCUGAACGACGUCAACGCCAGGCCCUCGGAGAAGUCGGACGUGUACAGCUUCGCCAUCGUGCUCUGGGCCAUAUUCGCCAAUAAGGAGCCCUACGAAAAUGCCAUCUGCGAGCAGCAGCUGAUCCUGUGCAUCAAGGCGGGGAACCGGCCGAGCGUGGACGACAUCGUCGAGUUCUGCCCACGGGAGGUGGUCGGCCUCAUGAAGCAGUGCUGGGCGCUGAGUCCGGACGACAGGCCCACCUUUGCUGGCAUUGAAGAAAAAUAUAGGCCUUUUUAUCUAAGUCAGUUGGAAGGAAACGUGGAAGAGGAUGUGAAGAACUUACAGAAGGAGUACCCGAGCCAGAACGCCGUCGUGAAGAGGAUGCAGUCUCUGCAGAUUGACUGUGUAGCCGUAGCCCCGAGCAGGUCCAAUUCAGCCCCAGAACAGCCAGGUUCGCUGCACAGCUCGCAGGGCUUCGGGAUGGGCCCCGUGGAGGAGUCCUGGUUUGCCCCCUCCGCAGAGCACCAGCACGAGGAGAACGAGCUCCACCUGCAGAGCAAACUCCAGGAGGAAGCCAACUACCAUCUUUUCGGCAGCCGCAUGGACAGGCGCACCAAGGAGCAGCCGGGUGGCAGCUCGGUCUACGGCGGGGAGGAGGAGAGGCGGCGCAGGGUCUCGCACGACCCCUUUGCGCAGCAGAGGCCUUACGAGCCGGCCCAGGGCCCCGCGGUGAAAGGCCUCGCUUGUGCCGGUCCUGGUAGCGCCGCCCAGCACCCGGCGGGGCUGAGCAGCCACCCGCAGCCGCUGUACCAGAGCCAUGGGUCGCACAAGCCUCAGGGCUUGGGAGCAAGGCCCCUGGAUCUGGGAGCCGCAGAUCGAAGAGUUUGGUACAUGCCGAGUCAAGGCCACCGGCCAAGCCUGUAUAAGACGCCGGUGCCCGAGACCGACCUGCUGGGCAACACGCCCACCCUGCCCUUCGCCUCCCUGCCAUCAAGAGAGGCGUCUCCCAGAUACAUCCUGUAUGGCAACUCUGGCGUCCAGAUUGGCGACCACAACUACAUGGAGCUCGGCGGAGCGAGCGCCUCAGUCCUGGACAGCAUGUGCCCGCACGUGAAGGAAGAGCCCGCUUCCAAGUACCAGGCCGUCUUCGAGAACACCACCAGCCUGACGGAUAAACACCUGGACCCGGUCAGGGAAAAUUUGGGAAAGAACUGGAAAAUCUGUGCGCGGAAGCUGGGCCUCACCCAGUCUCAGAUCGAAGAGAUCGACCACGACUAUGAGCGGGACGGACUCAAAGAAAAGGUUUACCAGAUGCUGCAGAAGUGGCUGAUGAGGGAGGGCAGCAAGGGGGCCACGGUGGGGAAGCUGGCCCGGGCGCUCUACCAGUGCUCCCGGCUGGACCUCCUCAGCUGCCUCAUCCUCAGCAGCCAGAACUAGGUCCCCGGGCCCUGGCAGCGGGGGGCGGACCCCCUGAGCCAGCGCGCUGCCUUGGACGGGCCAGAGCUCCCCCCGCACUCAGGGCCCCCGUGUCUGCGCGGAGCGCGUGUCUGCAUCGCCCGGCGGCGAGCGGGCGGCCGGGGCCGCAAACAACACUAGACAGGAAAGUCCGGCCACAGCCACGGCCACGGCCCCGUCAAGAAGAAGCCUCACCGGGUUUUGAAAAGGAGCGAAGCCGUCUUCUGGGUCGUUUCCCUUCAGAUGGUUCCGUAACCUGCAGUUAUGCUGCUCCUUUAGUUCUUGGGGUCUUAUUUGAACAAGAAAAAAAUUCACUGAACCUGAAGCACACAUCACCUUUCUCACUUUGCACCCUCCUCUCCACGCGGACUCCUGUUAAAACCAAAGUUCUGUAAAAUCCUCAGUUCUCCUCAAGUGCGAGGUUCUGGUGCCACAGCCAUGGUUCCCGCUAAAGUGUCUGUUAACUCGAGGAUCAAGUUCUGCGUCGGUCACCACAGGCUUUAAGAGGUACAUGCAGUCGCAGUUCCGUGUUCAUGAGGAAGCGGGUUCGAUCCUGGCCUUGCUUAGUGGGUUGAGGAUCUGGUGUCACCGUGAGCUGUGCUAUGGGUCGCAGGUUUGGCUUGGAUCCCAUGUUGCUGGGGCCGUGGUGUAGGCUGGCAGCUGCAGUUCCACGGCUCUGAUUCGACCUGAAAACUUCCGUAUGCUGCAGGUGCGGCCCUAAAAAGCAAAAGUAAAGAGGAAAAAAAAAUUAUAUGUGGUCUUCACUGCGAAAAUUAACCGAAGGGAUUUUAAGGAGUACUGUGGGCGGCGGGGGGGGGGGAAUGGGGAAGAAAUUUUUCCCAGGCUGUUGUUGCACAAAAUUGCUAUGAACUGUGACGCGCCUUUAGUUUUCGGUUGUGUGCGGGCCCUGCAGGGGCGGGGCGUGCAUCUGGGCUCAUUGCUGCGAGGCGGCCUCCCCGCCCACCUGCCCCAGCGUGAUGGACACAGCUGCAUCUUUCUCUGUGCCCUUCAUGGAAAUGGACAGCUUCGAAGCCUGGGGACCCUGCCAGCAGCUCUCACCCUUUCAGAGCCCACCUGAAGUCACGAGGGAGUGAGGAGCAGAGGGCUAGAAGAGAAGGGUAGCCAGGUCCCCUGGCGCCCCUGCCAGCACCUUGGUGCCAGGAGGGAGGGACAGAAGGCCAGUGUGGCCAACGGGCUGCCAGAACAGUGUGUUUGGUGGGAUGCUGUCAGUAUUGGUGGUUCUGAUUCUGAAUCUCCUCCAGUCCUGGCAGAUACGGCACACACACACACACACACACUCGCACGUGCACUCCCCUGAAGGGCUGCAGAGCAGGGGUUCUUGACCUUGGCAUCCUGAGCUGGAUGACCCUUUGUUGUGGGGACCAUCCUGUGUCCUGUGCCUUGUAGGACAUGUGGAAGCAUGGCCUCUGCUCACGAGGCCCUCGGGCUGUGUCCACACACACACACACACACCCCGUGACAGAAAUGUCUCUGGACAUUCAGAGGCAGUGGAGGGGCAGAAGUGCCCCAGCUGAGACCAGCACUGCCAUAAAGCAGUGAGCCUGUUUUCUUACGCACACAUUCCAGGCUCGCUGCGUAAGGCCACACAGCAUGAAAUCACAGGGGCUGAGAGGGAAGCUGAGGGGCACACAGUCCCAGGCUUGCAAAGGGGGCUGGCUGAUUUCUUUUCCAGAUGCAUCCCUCGUACCUGUAUUCUAACAGUGUUCUAAUCUCUCUACAUUCCAAAGAAACUGAUCAAUAUUGGGGCAAAAAUGGAAGAUAUUUUUAAGGGACUUUUUAAAAUAAAAAUUUUGUACUUGAAACGUAA